Messenger RNA from Lymnaea stagnalis (great pond snail), 13389 nucleotides. Lineage: Eukaryota; Metazoa; Mollusca; Gastropoda; Lymnaeidae. The record is from the annotation of a GenBank genome assembly.
UGUCACAUUUACUUUUCAAGUUAUCAUAAAUGUCACUAGUUUUAUUUUGGUAUCGUUUGAUGUCAUGACAUGAUUAGGUUCAGUGGGAUAUAAAUGAUACGUAUAGUUUAACAGGUGAGGGAAUUAAAUUCUGUUUUGAAGAGUUCAUCAAGCCAAGAUAAUACUGCCACAGCUUACCAGCCAUGGACCUUCACUAUUGGGUAAGCUGACAGAAGGUGUGUUCUUGAUGUGUGUUCAUUGUGUGUGCAGUUGUGUAAUUUUAAAAUCCGAAAAUGGUGAUUAUAUGAUUGUAAUGAUACUUUCGUGUAAGGCAGGGGGUCUCAAACUCGCGGCCAAUGGGCCGUUUUUGGCCCGCCACAUGACAGCAAAGUUUAGUGUAAUGCAGCCCGCGAGUUUUCCCCAUCCUCAUAUCUAUAAUGUGACCCUCCGCGACGGUUUCAGUCUAAUCUCACCGACUAGUCUAAUUCUGAUGUUCUAUUAUGUUUGCGUAGAUUAGGACGUUGAUUAUAAUGGUAAAAAUCCGUUUUAAAACCGGAAUAAAAGAUUUGAUUUCAUAUCAUUUCAUGAGACAAACAAUGUGGGCAAAGUGCGGUUUUGAGAAAAGUUUAAAAAUUCAGUUAGUGGGUUAGGCACAACCACCACUGUGUGAACCGUAGCAAUCUGACACAGUAUCAAAGAAUUCCUAUUAAAAUUACCUCUACUGUUAACGAGUUAGGGAAAUUUUCAAGCAUGUCAGCUUGGUUCCAUUUCAAUAUCGGGCAAGUCAAAAAGGCCUUUUCUACUAUAAAAAAAUAAAAUAAAAAUUCAUUCUCCGUACAAUAGCAACUUCCUUUGUAUCAAUAAUUCAUAAACAUUGCCUCCUCCUGCCUACUGUCUGUACACAUUUUAGGAUUUUAAAUCUUCACAAAGAAGGAUUGGGGGAGGGAGGUUCUGAACUAAGUGAUCCCCAAUGGCUCAUGGACUUUGCUUUUCUUGUUGACAUUACCCAGGAGAUGAAUGUACAAAAUAAUAAGUUAGAAGACCAGGGGAAGCUUGACAAUGUCAGGGCAUUCGGGACAAAAUCUGUGUUAUGGUUCUUAGAGAAACCUCUGCCAUUUCCCAACAUGAAAAGUACUCAUGGAUUCGGGAACACCAUUCAGUAGUGAGUAUAAUGAUGCCAUUGCAAAGCUACAGGAAGAAUUUGAUCACAUGUUUUUAGACUUUAAAACACAAAGAGACACUUGUCAAUCUGCUGCUGAUCCUUUCUUCUAAAAUGUGGAAGAUGCGCCCCACCCCACCCCAACUUGCACUUCAAAUGGAGCUGAUUGAUCUUCAGUGGAAUUUUAAGUUCAGGGAGUAAAAGGAAGAACAGACAAGCAUAAACAAUUCAUGAGAACAUUGCUCUACACCUUCACUGAGAUUUCCAGGCUGCUCAAGCGGAUCAUGUACCUUUUUGGGAGCACCUAUCUGUGUGAAAAGCUCUUUUUCCAAUAUGAAAUUUAACAAGUCAAAGUUCAGUGUCAAACUUACUGAUGAGCAUCUUCAAGCUUUACCGAGGGUAUCAGUUGCUUCCUCGCUCAAGGCAAAUGUUGCUCACCUGUGCAAGAAGAAGCGCUGCCAGGUCUCUUGCAACAAUAAGUAGGAGGAAGAAAAUGACGCCUAGUUUUUGAGAACCCAUAAUUUUUUUAUUUGUUAUUAAUAAAGUUUUAGCAGAUAGUACCAGUUGUACUUUAUUGAAUUUGUAAUCGAUUUUUUUUUACUUGAUGCGGCCCAGUCUCACUCAGACUCUACCUCCUGCGGCCCCCGGAUGAUUUGAGUUUGAGACCCCUGGUGUAAAGAGACACACAUGAAAUGACUUAAUUGGCUGAACUAGCUGUUAUACGAGGUGACCGAAAUGUCAGUUAUACAACGCGAUCGAAAUGGCAGUUACACAACUUGACUUAUAUGACAGUUACACAACUUGACUGAUAUGACAGUUACACAACGUUACCAGAAUGUCAGUUACACAACGUGACCAAAAUUUCAGUUACAUAGUGUGAACAGAAUGUCAUUUACACAACGUGACCAAAAUGUCAGUUACACAACGUGACCAUAAUUUCAGUUAUACAACGUGACCAAAAUGUUAGUUACACAACGUGACCAUAAUGUCAGUUACACAACGUGACCAAAAUGUCUGUUACACCACCGACCAAAGCCACGAGUCAUCAAAAUUUGACAAUUUUAUGGGAUAUGCCGAAAUGCAGGUGAGUACAUUCGAAUCUAGCAGGAUUCUGUGAACAUCAUCUUGUAUAGGGCACUCGAGUCCUGACUACAGACAUAAGACAUUCGCUAAGCCAGGUUCCGGUAAGUGGUGAAACAAGACAUUUACUCGGCCAGGUUUUGGUAAGACAUUUACCUUAAUCUGGGAAAGGCUCUCAAACCAUUAAUUCUUUGACUUGACAGGUUUUUUUUUUUAUUGCGCCGACAAAAACAUCAUGACUUGAAGAGAUAUGACAGGACGUGACAACCCGAGUUUUACAAGACUAUAUAUUUGUAAAACUUAACACUGGAAAGCAAAAUCUGCGCUCUGGUGAGAUCUUAAAUUUUUGCGCCCUUAAAGUAUAUCUAUUUCGUUUGAAAAAAAAAUAACGACUUGGGCUCGCUACGAGGAUGGCACCCGGGGGGCGGAUGCCUACUUCGCCACCCUCUGCCCCCCACUUUGUACGCCAAUUUGUGUAAAGUUGAUAUUAGGGUUUCUCAUUUCCCGGGGGUUGGCUUAUUUCCAAUCAGGUUCUUGUCAUUGGGUUCACCCUAGUCGCGGCAGAUGACUGCUUGACACCAACACCUUUUGAAGUCAUAGACGACCCAGGCAUUCAAUUCCCAGACGGGUGAGUAAUAAUAAGGCAUUCCUUCCAUGUUCUUCCCUAAUUACAUGUUGACAUCAGUGCUGUCUAAUCUUUGGACUCUGGGAGCCAAAUUUUGUGUGUGGGGGGUGGGGGUGGGGGUAGGGUUGGGGUUAGGUGUUGGGUUGGGGUUAGGGGUAGGGUUGGGAUUAGUUGUAGUGUUGGUGUUAGGGGUAUGGUUGGGGUUAUGGGUUACGGGUAUGGUUGAGGUUAGGGGUACGGUUUGGGUUAAAGGUGUGGUUGGGGUUAGGGGUAGGNACAAACAUCGCCGGCGAAGCUGGAUUCUCAGUAAUGACAAACAUCAAGUCCAAGAAAACUAGACAAAAAAAAAAAAACAACUAGAAAAACAAAACAACUUAGUGUUUUUGAAUCUAAGCUGGAAUUGUUCAUUACUGAAAUGAAUCUGUUAAAUUUUGCUCACUUCCCAGCCCUUGAAAAGGCUUGAAAACCACUUCCAGAGCUGGUCCCAAUAGAGCGAUGCAAUCUAUUUGUUAAAAAAGUUGAAGUUAGAUUCCUCAGAUCGUUUUAAAGAUCUUCGGAGUCUCACUCCUGUUUUACUUUUUGUUGAAAAUACCUUCAAGUGUGAUAUCUCCGUGGUAUCCAGAAUGAUAACAAUAUUAGGAGCAGAUGAAGGUGCGGUGCAGCUUGAAAUCAUCAAAAUUAAGCAUAAAAUAACUCUUCUUGGAAGACAUAAGAAUGCGUCGCCAACUGAAUUCUGGAUGACGUCAUGUUUCUUCAGAUGAAUUUCCACAACUAUUGAAUUUUUUUUUCAAAACACGAAGCGGCUGCUCAACGUUAUCCCCGGACAUUCGUUCAACACGUCUUGCUACAGUCUGGUGAGAAAUCAGAAAAUUUGAUCUUUGCUUUUAAAAAAAAAAAAAAAUUCUGUUUUGUUUUUUUUAAGCUCAGCAAAUAAUGAAUCUGCUCAUGCCUGAAAACAAAGAUGGAAAAUUUCCCCAUAUGAAGAUGGUUUUUGCUUCUUGGCUCAUAUCAAGCUAAUAUGAAAAGAUGCGUCAAUGGCACAGUCGCUUGAGCCAAAAAACGACCAAAAAAAAAAAAAAAGACAACAUUUCCCCUCCCGUUGAGAUCUUCUUUUUUUUUUUUAAACGAGACAUCACUCUGUCGUCUAUUAAGUUUGCUCUGAUGGGAGACACUUUCUCAAAACCUGCAUGCCCUGACUUGUGGUGCCACUGGAGAUUAGCCUUUUCCAUAACAGAAAGAGAAGUCUGGCAUAUCAAACACACUGGCUUUUCAUUAAAUAAUGAAAUUUUAAAAAAAAAUCCAUUUCCGAUGAAGCGUUAAAAGUACGUUCUCUUCUGUACUUUUAGACGAAAUCAGAGUACAACCAUGCAUUUAACAUAAGCAUGUCGUGAUUCUCUUCUGUAACAUUUCCUUUUUUACUUGCCAUUUUGGCUUGAUCUUUUUAGAAAUAAAAUAAUGAAUGCUUUCAAGAAUCGUUCGUGCUGUCUCUAAGAAUUUCCCCAUGACUGAAUUGCAUUAACAACAAACACCGCUUUUAUCCAGCAUUCUACUCCUGGAAUUGAUCACACUCCGAUCACUGAAUAUAGGCCUACCAGGUUGUACUCUGAUUUCGUCUAAAAAUACAGGAUGGACAUACUGCCCCCCCCCGCCCCCCCCACCCCCCCCCCACCCCGCCCCCCCCNNCACCCCGCCCCCCCACCCCCCCACCUAAACAGACUUUUUACUACGUUUCAACAGGCUCACAUUCCGUUCCCGACACCUUUAUUGCCCAGUUCUCAUCUUGCUAAAUCCUGUCUUUUUGAUUAGUACGCUCUAAAGCUGAUCUGCUGACGCGCUUAACAUAACACACUGCCACCUGUCACGCAUGUCUCUCCUUUCACCACAACCCUUCUUUUUUUUCGAAUGCUACCACUUCUCCUGUACUGUCACGUGAUCUCCCCAAAAAUACCGAAUCACUGAAGUUCAUUUGAUUUUUUUAACCAUUUAAAUUUAAAAUGUUUUUUUUUUUUACACACUGGUAAAAUAUCUCAAGCUCUGGCGGGCCAUUUAAAACCAGACUGCGGGCCGGCCGCAUACUGCCCGCGGGUUAGACAGCACUGUUUUAGAUGAUGUUGCAUGCAUUUAACAUAAGCAUGUCGUGAUUCUAUCCUGAACAACAUGUCAUGAUGAUACUCUGUACAAUAUGUUUGGAGACUAUUCUGUAAAACAAUUGAUCAUACAUAACACUGUUUGCCUAUUUAUUUAGAAUAAAGAUUAAAGUUGUUCGAUUUUUUUUCCAAAUUCUAUUUUAAAAACAAAAUUACAUUUUCUUGAAAAAAUUAACAAGACUAUUAUAUCGGGGAAGAUUCGGUCUGACAGGACAUAGCCACUGAGUGGCGCGACGUUGACUGGACAUAGCUACUGAGUGGCGCGACGUUGACUGGACAUAGCUUCUGAGUGGCGUGACGUUGACUGGACAUAGCUACUGAGUGGCGCGACGUUGACAGGACAUAGCUACUGAGUGGCGCGACGUUGACAGGACAUAGCUACUGAGUGGCGCGACGUUGACAGGACAUAGCUACUGAGUGGCGCGACGUUGACAGGACAUAGCUACUGAGUGGCGCGACGUUUGGGAAGACCUUCCAAAAAAUGGAACCCAACAAAACAGCGAACCCAUCACCAAAGAAACAUCAGAUAAAAACAGAAUCAAAUCAAAAUACCCCGAAACUGAAACGUUGUACCCUGAGUACAACAAAGUAACUGUAACUGCUCCAAGUCAUUUUUGUUUUUACUUAUUUCGUUGGUGUAGAAAGUCUUUCGAAAGAAAAGUCUGUUUCAUGGUGUUUUUUUUUUCUUGGGGGAUUAAGAGUUCAAACGAAAAGUCUGUACCAUUGUCCCCAGAGGAAGACAUUCACGCUAUUUACACAUGAUUUGUUUCCAAGACGUCAAUAACAUUCCUCUCAUUUACAUAUUAGGGCAGGUGGCAUUUUCUUCUUCUAGUUGAAACUGCAAGAUAGUUUAGCUAGUAAAACAGUCACAGCGUGUUAGGGUCAGCAUGAUUUCGGCUAUUUAAGUUUAGUUGAUUAAUAUUUCUUUCUUUAAAAAAAAAAUUCAAACAGCCCAAUAGAAUGUCCCAAAGCCAACGGAAAGUAUGUCCGCAUCGAUUCGCCCGAUUACUGUGUCAAAAACGAGAUUACGCCUUUCACGUAAGUACCACCUUACGGUAACUCUUGCACUAAAUUACUACGAUAACUUCAUCUUUAUGCUUAGUUGCUUCGCUGGAGUUUAUUUAUUUUUUUUAGUUUACGCUGGGAAAUCCAAGUGCAGCAUUUCAAUUAGUCAAAACUCGCGCAUUUUCCCGUUACUAAUCAUGAAAUAUUGAUCCCAACAACUUGGUUUAUGAUGCUAAACAAAUAGGGUUUAAAUUAUAAGUUUAACUUGCUCUAAACUCGCUAGUUAUUUUUUGUUUUGUUUUGUUGGACUACACAUCUUUAUCAAAUGUCAAUACUCCCUAACUAACCUCUAUGCAAUGUCAAUACUCCCUAACUAACCUCUAUGCAAUGUCAAUACUCCCUAACUAACCUCUAUGCAAUUUCAAUACUCCCUAACUAACCUCUAUGCAAUGUCAAUACUCCCUAACUAACCUCUAUGCAAUUUCAAUACUCCCUAACUAACCUCUAUGCAAUGUCAAUACUCCGUAACUAACUUCUAUGAAAUGUCAAUACUCCCUAACUAACCUCUAUGCAAUGUCAAUACUCCCUAACUAACCUCUAUGCAAUGUCAAUACUCCCUAACUAACCUCUAUGCAAUGUCAAUACUCCCUAACUAACCUCUAUGCAAUGUCAAUACUCCCUAACUAACCUCUAUGCAAUGUCAAUACUCCCUAACUAACCUCUAUGCAAUGUCAAUACUCCCUAACUAACUUCUAUGCAAUGUCAAUACUCCCUAACUAACCUCUAUGCAAUGUCAAUACUCCCUAACUAACCUCUAUGAAAUGUCAAUACUCCGUAACUAACUUCUAUGAAAUGUCAAUACUCCCUAACUAACCUCUAUGCAAUGUCAAUACUCCGUAACUAACUUCUAUGAAAUGUCAAUACUCCCUAACUAACCUCUAUGAAAUGUCAAUACUCCCUAACUAACUUCUAUGAAAUGUCAAUACUCCCUAACUAACCUCUAUGCAAUGUCAAUACUCCGUAACUAACUUCUAUGAAAUGUCAAUACUCCCUAACUAACUUCUAUGAAAUGUCAAUACUCCCUAACUAACUUCUAUGAAAUGUCAAUACUCCCUAACUAACCUCUAUGCAAUGUCAAUACUCCCUAACUAACUUCUAUGAAAUGUCAAUACUCCCUAACUAACCUCUAUGCAAUGUCAAUACUCCCUAACUAACUUCUAUGAAAUGUCAAUACUCCCUAACUAACCUCUAUGAAAUGUCAAUACUCCCUAACUAACCUCUAUGCAAUGUCAAUACUCCCUAACUAACCUCUAUGAAAUGUCAAUACUCCCUAACUAACCUCUAUGAAAUGUCAAUACUCCCUAACUAACUUCUAUGAAAUGUCAAUACUCCCUAACUAACCUCUAUGAAAUGUCAAUACUCCCUAACUAACUUCUAUGAAAUGUCAAUACUCCCUAACUAACCUCUAUGCAAUGUCAAUACUCCCUAACUAACCUCUAUGCAAUGUCAAUACUCCCUAACUAACCUCUAUGAAAUGUCAAUACUCCCUAACUAACCUCUAUGAAAUGUCAAUACUCCCUAACUAACCUCUAUGAAAUGUCAAUACUCCCUAACUAACCUCUAUGAAAUGUCAAUACUCCCUAACUAACCUCUAUGAAAUGUCAAUACUCCAUAACUAACCUCUAUGAAAUGUCAAUACUCCCUAACUAACCUCUAUGAAAUGUCAAUACUCCCUAACUAACCUCUAUGAAAUGUCAAUACUUGCUAACUAACCUCUAUGAAAUGUUAAUACUUGCUAACUAACCUCUAUGCAAUGUCAAUACUCCCUAAUUAACCUCUAUGAAAUCUCAAUACUUGCUAACUAACCUCUAUGAAAUGUCAAUACGUGCUAACAAAACUCUAUAAAAUGUCAAUACGUGCUAAUUAACCUUUAUUAAAUGUCGAUACUUUCGAACUCACCUCUAUGACACGUCAAUACUCUCGACCUCACCUCUAUGACACGUCAAUACUCUCGACCUCACCUCUAUGACACGUCAAUACUCUCGACCUCACCUCUAUGACACGUCAAUACUCUCGACCUCACCUCUAUGACACGUCAAUACUCUCGACCUCACCUCUAUGACACGUCAAUACUAUCGACCUCACCUCUGUGACACGUCAAUACUCUCGACCUCACCUCUAUGACACGUCAAUACUCUCGACCUCACCUCUAUGACACGUCAAUACUCUCGACCUCACCUCUAUGCAGUGGCAUAGGUAGAGGGAUGCGGACCGCACCGGGUGACACCAUCUCCAACAGAUGACAGCAAAUUGAAUUCUGAUUCUAAGGACAAAAAAAAUAUAUCCGUUGAUACUAAUGGACGAUUCUAAGUACCUGGCCACAGUUCUUGUACAGAUUGACCGCUUGACCUUCAAUGAAUUUCUUUUGUUCUUGCCAUUGUUACACGUUGGACUUAUUUAAAAAAGAAGAAAUCUGCCAUGGGAGUCGAGGGCAGGUGGGUGACAACACGAGUUUACCGCACCGAAUGGCACCAACCCCUAGCUGCGUCACUUUCUCUAUGACUUGUCAAUCCUCUCUCACCUCUAUAAAACGGCAUUUAUCUUGACAUAUACUUUCUUAUUGAAAUGUAUGUGUUUAAAAAAAAUUAUAAAAGUAAAUAGCUUCUCAGUCCAUUAAUCUAAAAUAAUUUUAUUCGCGUUACCCUAAUCUUGAGUGCUAGGUUUAUCUCUUAGUUAUCCACACCAUUUGAAAAAAAAAAAAUUCUUUAUCAAUGACCCUCCUUUCCUACAGAGAUUGCUGUGCUAAACGGAAGGGCUACGAAUGCACGUGGGAUAAAAUCCAGUGUCCAGGCGUAUUCUGGUAUAACAAUUUGUAUUGUAAACUGAUUAGAAGACCAAUCAAGCUACCGAAAUACGCCAAUUGCUCGUAAGUAAAGUAAUUGAGCUGGUUUUUUGUUUUGUUUUUGCAUCGAUCUUUUUGCCCGCUGAUUUGAUAGACAUGACCGUUUCACUAUCACGUGACCGGAAGUCUCACCUAAAAUGUAAUACACACAAUGAGAUCUAAUGCGUCUCUAGUUACUUGGGGGUGGGUGUGUGAAGGUUUAAUUUUUGGUUACGAGUUACGAGGUUUCUCACCACAAUAAAGUCUCUUAGAUUAAAGUUAACCAAGAACAUCUAGUUUACAAUAUAACCUGAUGCUUAAGAAGUUCGUCCUAGCAUUUCGAAAACGAAAAAUCCUUUCAGUUUUAAUAUCGUUCCAUUGAAAUGUCCAGAAGUUCAUCUUACCGACUGUAGUACAUUUGUUAAUUAAGUAUGGCGAGAAGGACAGAUGAAUCCUGUUAAAAAUUUAAAUCACUGAUCAUGUCACUCAUUUGAUUCUGCUCAAAAUAUUCACUCUGUGAAUAUGUUUGAGACCCCUUUUUAUUGCCCCCCCCCCCCCAUUUCUUUACCAUAUGCGAUGUAAGAAAUGCAAGGCUCGUCAUCAUCACAAAUAAGGAACAGACACAAAAUCACAUGUCUCCUUGCUGAAGAUAUGUCAGGGUAAGACCAAUAGUCACAAUAAAUAAUUAUUUGGUUUGAAUUCAAUUACAUUAACAAGACUAAAAUGACAGUCAGUGACAUGGUUCUUGGUUCCCUCCAUUUUACUGUGGCUCAGAUUUACUGGAAGUUUAUCUUCUAUUCGUCAACCAGAGAAAACCUUUUUGCAUACAAUAUGAAUACAACUGCACACUUUGACCUCAAGCUUGUCACUAAAUAGCUUACAGGUGUACUAUUAGCCCAACUCGGAAAUACGUGUUCUGCAAGUUUGAAAUACUAUCUAUUCUCCAAUGUCUUUAAAAAGACCAGACUGAGAAGCUUUAGAAAUAACAAUUGACCAAGUCUAAGAAAAUCGUGAUUGACCACCUAAAUAUGUUCACAUAAUUAGUUCAUGAAUCAAAAUGACUUUAAUUUUGUCCAUCACCUUGUCCACAAUUUUAAGCUAGGUCAUAGGAUAGAAAGGAAGGGGUUAAAAACUGUUUAUACACACACACAGUGUGGGUAAUUUAAACACUUACAUUGCCGAUUUUUAUUUAAAAAAAACCACUUUUUUCUGACAGUUAGAUCCCAUUUAGAGAGGACCAAACAUUUUUAUAAAUUCAACCAUGGCUUCAAAGGUAGAGGUGGUGCGGAAACAUCUGAUGCGAUUUUAGGAAUCAUCGCUAAAUAUGACAUAAUUUAUUCGAAGCAUACAUAAGGAAAAUGAUAUAUUUAUUGUCGGCCCUUGUCAGUUGUAAAAACUUUACAUCUCUAAAAAUUUAAGGCAUCAGCUAUCUCUACUAGGUGAAUAAAUCAACUAUAUCUAAUACGUGAAUAAAUCAGCUAUCCGUAAUAAGUGAAUAAAUCAUUUAUCUCUAAUAGGUGAAUAAAUCAGUUAUCUCUAAUAGGUGAAUAAAUCCAUUAUCUCUACUAGGUGAAUAAAUCAACUAUAUCUAAUACGUGAAUAAAUCAGCUAUCCGUAAUACGUGAAUAAAUCAUUUAUCUCUAAUAGGUGAAUAAAUCAGUUAUCUCUACUAGGUGAAUAAAUCAACUAUAUCUAAUACGUGAAUAAAUCAGCUAUCCGUAAUACGUGAAUAAAUCAUUUAUCUCUAAUAGGUGAAUAAAUCAGUUAUCUCUAAUAGGUGAAUAAAUCAGUUAUCUCUAAUAGGUGAAUAAAUCAAAUGUCUCUAAUAGGUGAAUAAAUCAGCUAUCCGUAAUAAGUGAAUACAUCAUUUAUCUCUAAUAGAUGAAUAAAUCAGAUAUCUCUAAUAGGUGAAUAAAUCAGUUAUCUCUAAUAGGUGAAUAAAUCGGCUACCUCUAAUAGGUGACUAAAUCAGCUAUCCCUCAUGGUUUAAUAAACCCGCCAUCCCUAACAGCUGUAUCAAUAAUGUAUCCAUCAUAGUUGCUUCCAAUGCGUCACGUCCUAUGAUUCUACUGGUCUGAAGUACUGCCCCUUGCUUUUCGGGAAAUGUGGCCCAACGGCCCUGCAGAACAUCCCAGUCAGCAUGGUUUGCGUAGACCCGAAAACUUUAGAAUCCAGGUGUUUCUCAGCAUCUUUCUGCCUCCCACAAAGGUGAGUUCUUUAAAAACACAAAACUGACCUGUUUACAAAGGAGACGUCCAUGUUUAGAGGGUUUGUCCAAAUUAGAGGACCCAUUCUAAAAGAAUCCAAAAAUAUUUUAUCGGGCUAUAAGGUAGUUGUAUUCACAUUGGCCUUAGCUUAACUGACCCAGACAGCCAAGAAUUCAUAUUGUCAUCGGCUUAACUGACCCAGACAGCCAGGAAUUCGUGUUGUCAUCGGCUUAACUGACCCAGACAGCCAGGAAUUCGUGUUGUCAUUAGCUCAAUUCAAGGGUUGCCAAAUUUUCUCUCACGGCGGCGGGCCGGAUACCGGACAAAAUGUCAAGAGCGGGCCGUAUCACCAUUCUGUACCAUGCUUGCAAGCCAGAAGAAAGCUCUGGGGGGAAAAAGACGAAAAACUAAGUUUAGCGUUUCAUGUUAAUCACCGAUGAGUGGCGUGCAAUGCACACACACACGCGUGCAAUGUACACACACACGCGUGCAAUGUACACACACACGCGUGUAAUGCACACACACACACACAAACCAAAGAAGAAAAAAACCCAAAGACAACCGACAUAUUUAUUUACUAAAAAAAAAAAAACUACAAAAGAAGACGACGACAGCAAAAAAACACACGCGUGCAAUGUACACACACACGCGUGUAAUGCAAACACACACACACAAACCAAAGAAGAAAAAAACCCAAAGACAACCGACAUAUUUAUUUACUAAAAAAAAAAAAGUAUCAAAGAAGGCGACGUUAGCAAAAAAAGAUAGUCACAUCAGAUGUAGUGCGCACACAUUCGAAUCUCACAAACUAAGCAGCAAGGUUCGCGAGGUUUGUGAAAAUGACGUUUGGCUUUUAAGAUCAGACGACGGUGGGGAGACGGAUUUACACCAGGUGGAGACUCGCGCAUGGAGGCGGAAAGCCAUGGAUCGCUCCCAAUGGAAGAAGGAUGUGGUGGAGCAGGCCAGGGCUGUAGCACCACCGAUGAUGAUGAUUUUAAGAUCAGACCUCAUCGAUGUUUGGUUUGGAAAUGCUGCAUCCGAUCAAGAGAUCCGUUUUCAACUGUUCAUCAGUCACUGUCGUCCGAUGUGAUUUUUAAUGUCCCCCGUAUUUUUCCAAAUAUUUUUUUUUCUUUUUUUUUUUUUUUAAAUUAUCUUUUCCUUUUUAAAAAAAAAAAUGAGGUCACUUAGUUGGUUUUUAAAUGAUGUCAUCAUUCUCAUUUAAAUACAUUUAGUUUCGGAAUGUCUCUGAGUUUCAACCACGUUAAAUUUCAUCAGUAACUAUGUUAACCAGUGAUAGACUGUGAUAAUGUGAUUUAUACGACCACUCAAUAUAAAUUUAUAUCUAUAGGAAAAAUGCGCCUGCUCUCCAAAUAAAGACCGAACAUUACAAUAUAAACGUCGGUCAUCUACUUUUAGAGCUUUAUUAUUUUUUUUUACGCCAGCUUAACCACAUCCUUCCCACUAGGCACUGCAAUCCGAGGAGUUAUGGUAUUCAUUACAUAUGCUGUAUGUUUAUUUUUGUUUUAUUUAGAUACCGGGGUACCGUAAUUGUACGAUUUUUAGACAAUAUUGUACAAUUUUUAGGCGUUCGAGGGUAAACAGGUCUGCAAUAAACAAGAAAAUCAAGAAACAACUAUUUAAAAUUAAAAAUGGUAAAUUUAAGGUGCAUAGCAGCCAGGAGGUCUCCGCACGUGUGAAAAUCUCCUAGUAUUCUAAACGUAAUAUUUACAUUUAAAUUGUAUCACAACUCUCGUGUUCCUUAUGGUUUUAAAAGAACAUUCAAAUGCCAUCGGCGGGCCGGAUGUACUGACGUCGCCGGCCGGAUCCGGCCCGCGGGCCGUAGUUUGGUGACCCCUGGUUAAUAGAUCCAUAUAGCCAUGAAAUCAUAUUGGUAUCAGCUUUAACUGAUUCAGAUAGCCAUGGAUUGAUAACGGCAUUGGUUAAACUGAUCCAGAUAGCCAUGAAUUCAUAGCAGCCUAAGUGUCAAAGAGAAUGACGUUUUUUGUGUGUUUUUUUGACGUUACACACUCCACAUACAUCACCGCCCCACCCAACCAAUUCCAUUUUUUCUUAAUCAAAUUGAAACCCUAAGACCCAAUCAAGACAAAAGGGGAAAAAAAAUGAAGCGCCAACUUUAAACAAUUUGAAAUGUGUUUCCUAAUAGUGUUCUGAUUUUUUCUUACCUAGAUGCGAUUGCUUUGCUUGAAAAGGAAACCAGCAAGUUCAAAUCCAAGGCACCAAUGGAUGAGAGAAUUAUAUUCUCAUUUUUUUUUUUCAAACAAUUAAAACAAGUUUUGAACAUCAGC